Molecule: messenger RNA, 2096 nt
Organism: Brachypodium distachyon (stiff brome)
Lineage: Eukaryota; Viridiplantae; Streptophyta; Magnoliopsida; Poales; Poaceae
Exons: 8
Coding region: 473-1864 (463 amino acids)
Cellular component (GO): plasma membrane
Source: RefSeq, a predicted model, not a curated record
CCUCUCCUCGACUCCUCCUCCCCUUCACCGUGUAUCCACGCACGCACUGACACACGCACGCACCAGCCACCAGCUCACACUCCCUGCUGCAGCUCGCCAACCCUAAUCCCCCUCCAGCUCGGCGCAGUCGCUCUCCGCCCGCUCCACCCCUCGCCGCUGGCACGCGCAGCGCCGUGGGAGGUGGGACCCUAACCCGCUCGCCUCCGGCGGACUCGGCGUCGAGGUCGUCUGCGCUUUCAGAUCCAGUGAUUCCGGCGGGAUACCGAGGUGAGGCGCCUGCUAGAGCACUUGAGACGACGCGCUUUUGAUGUAGUUGUAGUGUCUGCCGGUCACCAGCACAGCAAAUCUGCGACUAAUCGCUACUGCCUCCAAUGCUCCUGCGAUUCGAAGUACUGCACUUCAACUUUUGCUGGAACUGAGGACCUUGUGCGCAGAGCCUCAUGCUUGCACUUGUGUCUUCAGCUUAAAGUAAAUGGAGAGUUCCAGCUCUGGUUCUUGUCGGCACGGUGCAGUGUAUUGUUGUUCUCUGCUGUUUGUGGUUUGGCUUUGUGGCAGUCAGCAUGUUCUGUCUCAGAAGACAACCCUCAAACCGGAAGAUAAGUUCCUUCUGUCUGAUCCACCUAUUGGUCUGUUUGAUCCAAUAGAGAUUUCUCCAUCCGUUCUUCCACACAAUGCUAACCCAGCUGAGCCAGUGUCACCAAUGUAUCCAAACUAUACGUCCUAUGAUCCGAUCUUGACUGGAAAAUGCCAUGUGAACUUUUCUGAGCUCUCUCAUAUUAUGGGCAAGACAGCAUCCGAUUGCACCGUUCCUUUAGCACCACUAGUUGCUGAUGUUAUAUGUUGUCCCCAAGUUAAUAGCUUGAUGAAUAUUUUCCAAGCUGCAUAUGGUGGUGGAAACAAUACGCUUGUUCUCAACCAAGCAUCAGCGAAUGCAUGUUUCUCUGACAUUAUGAGCAUACUUGCAAGUAAAGGGGCAAACACCAACAUCCCUGAGCUAUGUACCCUUAGGCCAACAAAUCUUACUGAUGCUUCUUGCCCUGUGAAUGAUGUUAGCUCAUUUGAGAGAAUAGUUAACGCCAGCAAGCUCCUAGAUGCAUGCAGCAGCGUUGACCCACUGAAAGAGUGUUGUAGGCCAGCUUGCCAGCCAGCAAUAGUGGAAGCAGCGGUUCAUCUAUCCACAGGCGGGGCAAGCAUGUUUGGAAGUUCUAGCAUACCUGGAAGUGCUACCGGGAUUAAUGUUGUUAGUGAUUGUAAAGGGGUAGUUCACUCCUACUUAUCUAUGAAGCUUUCUUCAGAAGUGGUGAAUACUGCUUUCAGAGUAUUAUCUGGUUGCAAGGUGAACAAAGUUUGUCCACUGGAAUUUGAUGAUCCUUCCUCAGUCGUUAAGGCAUGCGGCAAUGCAUCGUCUCCAAGGCCAUCAUGUUGUGCAGCAUUGCAUUCUUACAUUGCAACUAGGCAGAAGCAACUAUUUGUCACGAAUUUGCAAGCAAUUAACUGUGCAACAAUGUUUGGAUCAAUGCUACAGAAAGCUGGUGUGGGGAAUGAUAUUUAUGGGCUAUGUGAUAUUGACUUAAAAGAUUUCAGCCUGCAAGCUUUUGGGCAACAAGGUUGUCUACUUCGGAGCUUACCGACAGACAUUGUAUUCGACAACAUUACUGGCAUUAGCUUUACGUGUGAUCUGAGUGACAACAUUGCAGCACCAUGGCCAUCCUCGUCGUCUCUUCAAUCCUUGUCGCUUUGUGCACCAGAAAUGUCAUUGCCUGCAUUGCCAGUCUCACCCUUAUCGGGAAGCUCAGGUAUCUCCAGAACUGGAAUUGGGAUUUUCCUGCCACUUCUGCUCUUCACCACGAUCAUCUCUAUCUGAGAAAACGCUUAAUGUAGCGAGCCAGGAGCAUCUUACCCUGUUUGUAAUUUUCCCCGCUGUGCAGGCCCACGCUGUAAAUUAAAUUACAUUGCAUUCUUGUAAAUGAGCCUUUCCCUUUUCUGCUCCAUUUUGUCCAGUGGGUAGCAUUGUCAUGUAUGUGCUAGAGAGGACUGUUGUACCUUUUGAGACCUGAACUCUGAAAGUAAAAUUUCUAGAUUUUGCCUGGGCACUA